AUGACAGCGUAUAUCCCGUAUCUGCCCGCAGAAAUCCAUCGCAUUAUCGCGGAAUACGUCCAUCGCGAAGAUCUGCCAAACUACCGGCUCGUAAACAGACAACUGUGCGACAUGGCCACCGAGGAAUUAUUCAGCACAAUCGUUUUCCACUACAGUACUGCGAGCUUUGAUCGUUUGAAAAGGCUUGGUUGGAAUCCACGUCUUCGAGGACAAGUGAAGACCAUCUUUUGGGACGUCAAUCUGUGGAGCUUGAGUCGUAUACGCGACUUUCACGGAUGGGAGCGUUACUUCACACAUGGAGAACAGCUUGACCGGAUGCGCAACGCCGACUUCGACCCAUCAGGAUACACUCAGCUAUCGCAGAACCGACGAGAAUGGGAAGCGUACCUUGAUAGAAUUGCGGAUGAGAGAAAGGCAAGAAUAGAUCGGGAAAGCCUGCAAGUAUUGGAGCGCUUCUAUAAUCUACAUUCAAUCCACGUUGUCAACGGCGACCUCUUUUUGGCCCACCGUGGUCUCCAAAAGGUUGCGGACGACUUUCCGAGCGCUUCACCCGAACCAGUCGUAUUCCGUAGAGGAUUAGAAACCUACAGCCUUCGCAACGUGCCUGGACUCGACACUAUCAUGUUUCCACAGCAAUACUGCAGGUCCUCUCUGAAAGAGCUCACGCUGAAUACAGUGCACCUCAGGUGUCUUUGGCACGCAGAAUCGGUGAAUUUCGAUAACUUAUCGAGUUUGGAUAUCACGAUCUUCCCGCGGACAUUCUGCGGCUACUACAAUAACCCACAUUUGGUGCCGUUAAUGAUCGGCGGUCUCAGGGGGUUUCUGGCGCGUCAUACACAGCUUGGUCAUCUUCGAAUCGACCUCAAUCUCGAGGAAGCAGGACCAGAUUCCCAUGUUGUUAUUCUAUCCAUCGAUCAGGUAUUUGACUCUAAGCAUACGUGGUCAAAGCUAAGGAAAUAG
Messenger RNA from Alternaria burnsii, 960 nucleotides. RefSeq lists its product as uncharacterized. The record is from RefSeq and is a predicted model, not a curated record. Lineage: Eukaryota; Fungi; Ascomycota; Dothideomycetes; Pleosporales; Pleosporaceae. The transcript has 2 exons. Bases 1 to 960 code for a protein of 319 amino acids.